This is a messenger RNA of Lodderomyces jiufengensis, 1059 nucleotides long. RefSeq names its product S8 family peptidase. Lineage: Eukaryota; Fungi; Ascomycota; Pichiomycetes; Serinales; Debaryomycetaceae. The transcript has a single exon. Gene Ontology annotation, molecular function: serine-type endopeptidase activity. The record is from RefSeq and is a predicted model, not a curated record. Bases 1 to 1059 code for a protein of 352 amino acids. Gene Ontology annotation, biological process: proteolysis.
AUGGCUUAUGAUACAAACUAUCCAGAAGAACUACAAUUAAAAAAUUCAAUUUCAUCAUCAUUUCACAUUGGUUCAUUACAGGGGUUUUCAGGCAAUUUCUCAGAAGAUAGAUUAAAAAGAUUAUCAAGAUGUACCUUGAUUGAAGAAAUAUCACCAGAUAUAGUAAUACAUUCAUUUGAUGUUCAUUAUCAAAUGUUAGCUCCAAGACAUUUAGCAAGAAUAAGUAGAAGAAAAAGAAUGUUACCAAUAAGGAUAUUUCCUUUCAUAUAUGAUAGAGAUUUUAGUGGUAGACAAGUUAAUGCAUAUGUUAUAGAUUCAGGUAUUGAUAUUGGAAACCCUGAAUUUCAAGGUAGAGCUCGUUUUGGUCAAGAUUUUUCAAAUGAAGGUCAAGGUGACUCAAAUGGACAUGGGACACAUGUAGCUGGGCUUAUAGGGUCCAUGACUUAUGGAUCAUCUAAAAAUGUUGAAUUAAUUGAUGUAAAAGCAUUAAAUUCAAAAGGUACAAGUAGUUUAAGUACUGUUAUAUCAGCAAUGGAAUUUGCAGUAAAUCAUAGACUAAGAAGUGGGAGAGCAGGAGUCACAAAUUUAUCAUUUGGAGCUCAUCAAAAUGGAAUUCUAAAUAGAGCAGUUGAACAAGCUUCUUUAACCGGCAUGAUAUUUGUAGUAGCUGCUGGGAAUUCAAAUAUAAAUUCUUGUUUAAUGAGUCCUGCAAGUUCACCAGCUGCUAUCACGGUAGGAGCAAUUGAUGAUUUUAGUGAUACUAUUUCAAGCUUUUCCAAUUGGGGUCCAUGUGUUGAUUUAUUUGCAAGUGGUUCAAAUGUACGUAGUGUUGAUUAUAAAAAUUUUUAUACUUCACUGAUUUUAUCAGGUACUUCAAUGUCAAGUCCAAUAGUUGCCGGUAUAGUUGCUAAUCUUUUAAGUGAUGGAUAUGAACCUGAUCAAAUCAAAACACAAUUGAUUAGAAUGGCUACAAAAGAUAGAAUAUCCAGAGCAAGUUUAUACUUUAGGCCAGAAACAAUGAAUCGCAUUGCUUUUUUACAAGUUGAACAAAGAUCUUGA